Molecule: messenger RNA, 1899 nt
Organism: Ascochyta rabiei
Lineage: Eukaryota; Fungi; Ascomycota; Dothideomycetes; Pleosporales; Didymellaceae
Product: DNA-(apurinic or apyrimidinic site) lyase
Exons: 3
Coding region: 1-1899 (632 amino acids)
Biological process (GO): base-excision repair
Cellular component (GO): nucleus; mitochondrion
Molecular function (GO): zinc ion binding; DNA binding; DNA-(apurinic or apyrimidinic site) endonuclease activity
Source: RefSeq, a predicted model, not a curated record
AUGAAGCUUGUUUCGUCUCGUGAUCAUGUGUUGUUGAAGUCUUUCCUAUACCGCUCCUUACUUGCUUCUACGCACCUCCACGCUCCUGAAUUGGAUUUGUCGUAUCGAGUACGCGCUGAGCUACGUUCACUUGCUCAUCGCAACUACUACCAAAGUUCUCGUAAAGUCUUAGCUAAAGCGCAAAAUCCAAUCGGCACUCCUACAGUAGCUUAUUGUUCAGCUCGAUUGCUCCAAUUGCAGCUCCCGCUCAACUCGAGUUUGGCUCUCACCUCGUCACGGCGACACUCUCACCUUCACUCUUCCGUCGCCUCGAUUUGCUCUCAAGUGCCACGCCUCUAUAUAAACCACUGCGCCCGUCUUCGACCGAACACCGCGACUGCAUCGCUACACAUCUCCACCACAUCUCCCGCCCAAGCGUCUCCACCACGCGCAAGCACAAUGGCAAGGAAAGCCGCAGAAGCUUCGGACUCGUCCCUGUCACCCGCGCCUGAGGAUAUCUCAGCCCAACUUGAGACUAAAGCCACAGUCAAGGCUGCGACUAACGGCAAGAAGAGAAAGGCAGAGACUACCGUCAAGACCACCAAUAACACGAAGCGCAGCAAGAGGGCCCCAGCAGAUGAAAUCAAAGAAGAGGCAGUUGAAACACCAGCCAAGAAGAAAGUCACCCGCGCAAAGAAGAGCAAGGAGCCUGUCCUGCCACUCGAAGAGCGCACUAUGGAUUCCAAACUGCGUAUCGGCGCUCACGUCAGUGUCGCUGGAGGUGUGCAUAAUGCCAUACCGAAUCUCUUGCAUAUUGGUGCGAACGCGUUCGCCAUGUUCAUGAAGAACCAACGCAAGUGGGACAACCCAGACAUGGAUCCCGAACACGCCGCCCUUUUCAUCAACGGGUGCCAGGACCACAAUAUCGAGGUGGGAGAUUGCUGCCUCCCGCACGGCUCUUACCUCGUCAAUCUCGCUCACCCCGAUCCUGAGCGCAAAAAGCAAGCCUAUGAUUGCUUCCAAAACGACCUCGUCCGCUGCGAGAAGCUUGGCAUCAAGCUCUACAACUUCCACCCGGGCAAUGCCAACGCCACAACGCGCGAGGAAGGCAUCAAACUCAUCGCCGAGAACCUAAACCGUGCCCAUACCGACCCCGCCACAGGCUCUGUCAUCACAGUCCUCGAAACCAUGGCUUCUCUCGGCAACACCAUCGGCGGUACCUUUGAGGACAUCGCCGCCAUCAUCUCGCACGUGGAGAAAAAGGACCGCGUAGGCGUGUGUCUAGAUACUUGCCACGUUUUUGCCGCUGGCUACGACCUGCGGACGCCAAACACGUACGCCGAAGUGAUGAAGAAAUUCGACGAAGUCAUAGGCUUGAAGUAUCUGAUGGCUCUUCACGUCAACGACAGCAAAGCCCCACUUGCCAGCUACCGCGACCUCCACGCACGCAUUGGCACUGGCUACCUGGGGCUGCGCGCCUUCCACAACCUAGUCAACGAUACACGUCUGCAUGGCUUGCCCAUGGUGCUGGAAACGCCUGUUGACAGCGUCGAUGGAAACGGGAAGAAAUUUGAGGAUAAGAGUAUCUGGGCGCGUGAGAUCAAGAUGUUGGAGAAGUUGGUAGGCAUGGAUGUCGAGACCGACGAGUUCAAAGAUCUGGAGAAGAGUCUGCAUGAGCAGGGCAACGGGGAGCGGGAGCGGAUUGGUGACCAGGUUGAGAAGAAGAAGGUCAAGGAUGCGAAGCCCAAGGCUGUGAGGAAGAAGAAGGCCGAGGGAGAUGAGGAAGUUGAGGACGCUGAAGACGUAAAGCCAAAAAAAUCUGCGCCGAAGAAGGCUGCGCCGAAGAAGGCUGCGCCGAAGAGAAAGGCUGCUGCUGCGAAGAAGGUCGAGAGCGAGGAGGAUAAUGACGACGACGAAUAG